AUGUAUAUGUUAAUGGGACCACAUGACUCAAGAACAUGUAUAAACAUGAGUGAAAAUUUCAAAGCAAAUAUCACCAGGACAUUACAGUACGAUGGCUUGGUGGACGUGAUCAUCUACAGUUCGCCAGACGACCCGAAGAAGAAGAACAGAGGGUUCGCAUUCCUGGAGUACGACAGUCACAAGAGUGCAUCCCUGGCCAAGCACAAAAUUGGCAAUGGCUGGAUGAGGGUCUGGGGCUGUGACAUCAUCGUCGAUUGGGCCGAUCCGCUCGAGGAACCCGACGAUGAGAUCAUGAAUAAGGUCAAGGUUUUGUACGUGAGAAACUUGAAAUCCAAUGUAACUGAUGAUCAGUUGAGAGCAGCAUUUGAAAAGUACGGAAAGGUCGAGAGGGUUAAGAAGGUGAAAGACUACAGUUUCGUGCACUUUGAGGAUAGGAACCAGGCUUUACAGGCCAUGGAAGAACUGCAAGGGAAGAAAAUAGGUGAUUCUGAAAUGCAGAUCUCACUGGCGAAGCCCCCAUCGGAGAACAAGCAGAAGGAGAAGAGAAGACAACAGUUCAAACAUUUGUAUGUCAACCAUGGCGAUGACGAUGUGAUGGUUAUGAUGCGAUGUUAUGAUGAUUCCUACAUACCCUCCCAAUAUUAUGGAGGUAGCAGUGGAGGGGGUGGACCGGGUGGCGUAGUUCCACUGAGAGGGAUGUCCAGGUCUGCCAGACCGCCGUUCCUCUUUAGGGGAGGCUUCAGAUCUCAUAUACCAACUGUCGACUACUACGCACGCGACUACAGAGGCGGCAGUUACACAGACGACUACGACUACUACCCAACCUACGAAGCAGAGGAUUACCUCAACUAUGCUGCCUCCUAUCCCGACGGCAGAGGGAGGGCCCUUGUCAGAGGGGGUGCCACAGGGGGCAUAACUGCGGCCGUUGCUGGUGGUGGAGCAGGGGUAGCCGCUACUUCCGGAGGACACGUUUCCGCUCCUUCUAUCAGAGGUCAUCUCCCGCUAUGGCCGAUGUAUGGACAGCCCCAACAGCCACAGUGGCCACCCGGUAGAAAUGUGCCUGGCGCUCUCCAAUGGAGUCCCACACGUCGCUGA
Molecule: messenger RNA, 1095 nt
Organism: Helobdella robusta
Lineage: Eukaryota; Metazoa; Annelida; Clitellata; Rhynchobdellida; Glossiphoniidae
Exons: 8
Coding region: 1-1095 (364 amino acids)
Cellular component (GO): nucleus; ribonucleoprotein complex
Molecular function (GO): mRNA binding
Source: RefSeq, a predicted model, not a curated record